GGCUCCCCCUCCCCACUCAUUCGUCCCUGUGCCGGCUAGGGAGACACAUACUGCCUGCCUGCUGCCUGCAGCAUUUGUGCCUGAGCUCCAGGCUCUGCUGUCCCCUCCGCUCCCUCCCCCCGCAUGCAGCUCUCCAUCAGAGGGAACGAUGACAUCCUCUCUCCCCUGACUGCCUCCGACUGCUCCACAGCUCUGCGGUGCAGACGCUCGCUCUCUCUGAGUGAGUUUUUUCCCUCCCCUCUGCCUGGUCUAGCUCUCAGGCUGUGGGAUUCAGUGGAUAAUCAGUGUGUCGGCGAGCAAGAGUGAGGGACUGAAGCAAAGAGAGAGAGAGAAAGCCUGGAUCAGGUGCAGCAGCCUUGACUUCGUCUGUCUCUUUCUGUCUGUUUUCUGCCUGGCACAUACAGACGUGUAGACAGAACUCAUAAUUCAGCAAUUAUCCUUCCUUCACCCUCUUUCUCCUCCUCUGGGACUCAUCGCAAAGAAGGAGAGAAGAGGAGGGAGACACUCAUCGCAGGACUUUGCAGAGUGACAAGUAUUUUUUAUUUUAUUUGCUCGCUCUGCGUCCUACUUUGCCCUACUCCUCCCCUCUAUCCCACCCUGCUCGCGCCAGCCAACACACACCCGCACACCCAGAGUGCGUAUCCAGGGGCAGACAGACAGAUAAACAGACGGACGGACGGACAGAUAAACAGACGGACGCAGUAGGAUAUGGAGUCCAGAGGAGGCGGCAGGUUCUCUAUGUCCAGGUGUUUGAGCUCAGGAGACACCGUCCACGCCAGUGUUGUCGUCACACUCCUGCUCGGGGUAUGGUGUGCUUCAGCGCUGGAGGUUUCAGUGGGGAAGGUGCCCUUCAUGGAGGCAAUGAACGGCAGCACGGUGCUGUUACCAUGCACCUACUCCAGCUGCAUCGGCAUCAAGAACCUCUACUUCAACUGGCAAUACAACGACAACGGCACCUUCAUGAAGCUGUGUGAGGCAGUGAUCCCCAUAGAAGGUGUGGAACCACGGGUGCAGGUGUACCACGAGCGGAUAGAGUUUGUGGGCAGCAGUAAGCACAACAACAUCUCCAUCCUGCUGUUCAACGUGACCUUCGAGGACGAGGGAGAGUACACCUGUUUCGCCCGGAAUCCCAAGGAGAAGCAUCGCAACCAUAGCGCCAUCUUCACCCUGUUCGUGGUGGAUGAGUUGAAAGUGGUUGACAAUACCGUAACCACCAUCAUUGUGUCUGUCGUGGGCGGGGUCAUUGGCUUGAUCGUCGUUGUCAUGGUGACAAAGACUGUGGUGCUCCUCAUCCUAAAAAAGUCUGCAGAGAAGAACGCUGGGAUUCGAACCGACAGCUCUUCGGCUACCACCUCCCCCCUUUGAAACUGUCAUGGAACAUUGUAAAGAGUGCCUUGUGAGCUCAGGACAGGACAACACAGACAAUGAACUCAACGCAGCCAAAGCGGACAACAAAGCCACACCGAAGGCAUGAAACAUAUACACCUGUGUAUAUGUACAUACAGUAUAUGUCUGUACAUGUACACAUGCAAAUGUAUUGCACAGACAUAGAAAGAAAGCUAUUAUCAAUGGACUCUUUUAUCUUUAUCUAAUGACACAAGUAUAACAUGAACCAAUGUGAAAUCAUAUGUCAUAUGUGCUCGAGAUUUGGGGAACAUGAUAGGUGAUCAGGGCUGGAUCAGACACACUCCAAUGACACACCUUAUGUAAUUAUGUAUUCAGAUUGGGGUUUAAUUGCAGGCAUUUAUCUGAAUCAGCUCAAAGUCUAUUUACUGUACAAGCAUUUCUGGAAUCAACAUCGACGUCUCACCAGUUACUCAUUCAUGCUCACGACGUAAAAACGGCAGAUUGACAUUUAUUGGGAUGAAUCUUGUCAUGGGGGCAGAGCUGAGCAUUUUCCGCUAGAUUUAAGGUUACGAUUUAUAUAUAAGGUUAUUAGUGUAAUAUCAGUGUAAUUACGGUCAGGGUUAAGGUCAGGGUUAAACCAGAGGAGGCUGGUGGGAGGAGCUAUAGGAGGACCGGCUCAUUGUAAUGGCUGGAAUGGAAUUGAUGGGACGGAUUAGAACGUGGUUUCCAUAUGUUUCAUGUGUUUUGAUACCUUUCCAUUUAUUCCAUUCCAGUCAAUACAACGAGCCCGUCCUCCUAUAGCUCCUCCCACCAGCCUCCUCUGGUUAAAAAAUCACAUUUUAAGACUUUGUGGUUUGGCCAGAAGUGACCACCCUGCAGAACUGCCUCCAGGACAAGAUUCAUCCCAAUGAAUGCCAACCUGCAUUAAAAACACAAACACACACAGUAACUCCCAUACUGUCAAGUUUUACUAACUGCCAUUUUGUAUAUCUAUAACAGCUAUAUAAUAUAUAAUAUAUAAUAUUCUGACCAUCUCUUCAGCUCUUUUGAUUAAGAGCCAUAUUUAAGGUUGCCAAUGGAGAUUCUUUAUACUCUCUGCAAACCUUUUACAGGGAGCAAACAGCUUCCCUCCUUUAACUAUAAGGAACGUUUACAGUCCAUUUUUGAUGCAGAACAAAUUUCAUACAGUGUCAAUUGUGCCUAUUCCAUAGGAUACACAGUAACUGAAAGAUGUAUAGCACAAUUCUCAACGAUACAGUUACUGAGGUCAAGGCUCUUCAUUAGAUCUGCAUACUGAACACAAAUACUGUUCAGAAGCUACGGAAGGCAAAGCAGUGGCCUAGUCAUGAGGACAGCGUCACUGCGGAGGAAAGGAGUGUGAUAAAGGAGAAGAGGAAGAAGGGAGUCAUUGGAGUGUUAUGUUAGAUCCAGCUCAGAAAUGGUUUGAGUCAUUUUUGCAUUCGAGGAAGCACAGGUGCCUGUUUUCACUGCCCGCUCCCUUCGCUUUUCGGGAGCCUCAAAACCGCUGUGAAAAACACACCAGAAAACGUAUAAAUAUAUAUGAAAAUGAAUUCAAGUUAAUGAUGCCGCUUCUAACAAAUAACAAAUGCAUUUUUUUCGCAUGUGAAUGUUGCUUAUAUAUAUGAAACACGUCCAUACCCCGGGAAAGACUGCUGUCUAGUGUGCUGUCAUCACCUGGCCUGUAUGUAUAGUGAAUCUGUAGGCUACUUCAUUCACAUACACUUCACCCCCAUAGGACUAACAUGCUAAUGAGGCCAUUGGCCUAAUACAGGACAAUGCCCCACGACUUCAACAGUGCAAAACAUUGUAUUGAUGACUCCGAUGCCAAAUACCAAGCAGGCUCAUCAUCAAUACCCCUUGACCUUGUGUCCCGUAUUCAAAUCACCAUAUGAACCAAAAUCCCCACUACUAAUGUGCAUGAUUCUUUUAUGAAUACCCACUGUUGUUGGUUGUUCCCCCAGAAAUAGAGACAGCUGUGGGCGUCGGGAUUUGAGCCAGGGACCGCAAUGGCUCAAGUAGGCACAAAGAUCCAUUGUCCCUCAAUCCAAGCAUUCCCCUUAGGACUCUGUCCCCUCAAGAAUGAAUGUCAUCUUGCCUCGUUAAUGAAAAUCAUGCAAUUCUCAGAGCGAUAAUAGUCCACGACAAAAACCAGGGCAAAGCCAUAACAUAUCUGUCUGAAUGCAUUUAUUUCCAACCUGUUUCGAAGGCAAAUGUGUUAUUAGUUUGUCCACAUUUGGGUCAAAUUCAGAGGUGCCACAUGAAAUGACGGCCACACCUCUAUACAUCCACGUGAGCAUAAAGUACCAUUGCGGUUGCAGAGCAAGGACUAUAUAUGACUGUCCACUUCGUAGGGUUUACUCAUCUGAGAUGGAAAUGUAAAUAGGCCCCUCCAUUUCCUCUCCACACCUUCUCCUCGCCCUGAGAUCAUACAAUGGGCAGGGGUUUUAGGGAGAGGGUGGUGCUGUAGACCUAGGAGGGGCAUGGUAGGCACUUUACUAACAUGGGGUAUCCUUAUCGACGUCUGGACUGAGGUGGACGUGAGGAAUAGAGAGAGGUGUGCUAGGAGACUUUGCAGGUAGGGUUGACGGUUGCGCCGGGUUGACUGUAACCAGACAACCGCCGAGACGGACAAGAGGUCUGUCCCGGCGUAAUCCGUUCUCGAACCUCCCUCCUUCUAUUCCCUCACCGCGUUGGGGUUGGCACCUUCGGAAAGGUCUUCCUCAUCACCUGACCUGCAGUACCCUUUUCCCUUAUGUUACCACAAGGGGCCCCGGUGACGUGGAGAGCCAGGGCACGCUGUCAGGCAGAGCACUGCCGUACCCAUAUCCCAUGGUUGUGAUUUUAAUCCUAUAGGACGAGUUGAUGGAUGCACUAGUGGCACUGGACUUACGUUUGCCAAGUAAUGUCGUAGCUUUAGAGAGGCAGCAGACGGGAUAGAGCAACGACAUUUCCGCGGGUCCUUGCAGAAUCACGUAUCACCUUGUUCACCAUUUACCCGCCACCGUGGUUUCCAUAUUUCACUCGUACUUACCUAUGUUUAAUGGGCGGAGCGAGGUUGACAACUUGAAUUUGCUACUGUGGUUCGCGAAACAGCUCGCGAAUCCGCUCAUGGAUCUAGGAUUUUGGGUAAGGUGGUGCGCUGUCUGUUCUAUGCACGGAUGUACCAACUGUUUGUGAUUAUGUGGUCCAUGGUGGCUCUUCUGUCCAUUGUGGUACCCCGUAGAAAACCAGAAACACGCAGAGUCGUGCGCACACACACACACACACACACACACACACACACACACACACACACACACACACACACACACACACACACACACACACACACACACACACACACACACACACACACACACACACACACACACACACACACACACACACACACACACACACACACACACACACACACACACAAUAUUGGUUCCAUGUGAAGUCAGUGAACCGUUACUCCUUUGACAUUGGAGGAAAAGCACCAAAGCCUGCCUCUUGGGAGAAAAGCAAUACUGUUCAGUUGAUCCUUGUCUGUCAGUGUCUUUGUAUUAUCAAGCCUCUGUUGGUGUAUUCAGAAGGAUCGUGUCGAUGAAGAACAACGAUCCAUAAGGCUAGUUACUGCGUUUGUAUCUGGUUUUUAGCAGAUUCAUUUUCCCUUCUGUAACUUCAAUCAGAUCUGAGAAUGUCCAAAAGAAUACCAUCGGUAUUUCAUGUCUUGUGUGUUACUGAGUACGGAGUUAUCGUUCACUGUUUCAGUAUCUCUAGAAGAACACCGUCUGUUCAAGCCACAAGCUCUGAGCUCGACUGUGCGUGCCUGAGCUGCGGGGCGCAGCAGUGAGCAUGCCCAGUGUAGUGCUGCUCUAGAGGCAGUCGCAUAGCCGCAGCGAUGCAUUGUGGAUCGCAUGUUAUGGAUGGACUAAAAGCUGCGAUCAGCUCAAGUCUGCAUCGAACCGUGGCAGAUCCGCACGACUCACCCUGAGAGCCAACGUCUCAGGCAGCACAGACUAACAGCAUGGCUGGUAGUAUUACGAGUACUGUUAUUGCACAGUCUUAUUAAGCCCCAUUUGAUACACUCUCAUCAAACUUGCACAACCUUGAAAUUCAACAAAUGACGUUAUGUGAAUGUUCUGCAGCUCAAAGAAAGAACACUCCACGUUUCUAACAAAGCAUUGUAGAUUACAUUGCCACAGGGUAUAUUUAUCCAAUAUAAAGAUCGACAAUGGCAGUCAGGGGACAGAAAUAGAUAUAUAUCCACCCAGUCCUAACAUUGUCUGCUUCGUAUAUAGUAGAUGUAAUAAUCGUCUGAUUUGAUACUAAUAUGGGUCUCCUGCGGCCCACUGCCGGAGCGACUCCUACUCACACUGCCAGGCCAAGAGUUUGUGAAGUCUGCUCUCUGCUUCCCACAUUCCAGUGCAGAGAACACCCACUGUUCCAACCUGCAGUAUACUGUACAGAACAGUACAGGUCCCCUGGCCAAACUGCAUUCUAAAAAUCCUUUUCUAUAGGCUCAGUUGUGCGCUGUUUUAGCCCACCAAGGCCAAGUGAAACAAACAAGCCAAAAAAAGAAGUAUAUAUUUGAAUCCUUAUUACAAUGGGUGUGCAUGUGCAUUUUGUAGCCAACUCAAGCUACCCACUGCACAGUUUACUCUAUAUUUAAAUAGAUGUGACUUUUACUCUGAGCUCACAGGUAGCCAGGUUACUGCUUGUUAGAAUCACAUCACACACCUAUAGGUGUACACCAUUUUUACCCAUCAUCCUCUACUCCAAGGAGCUGUCCAGGGUUCUGAGGAGGGGCUGUUUUCACUCCCUCACUGGCCUCACCUCACAGUGUUUACUGCCUGUGGGUAGUAGUCGCCACACGGCCAGGCUCGAAUGGACUCAAGUGGCAAUAUCAUCCUAACUGAUGACUAAGUGCACUACAUUUGCUAUUUGUUGUUGGGGUUUAACGAGUGCAGUAUUUCCAUGAUGUCUUGCUUCAUUGUAACGACCACUGUAAUGCCCAAGCUGAGUAUGAGGGCUAUAAUGUGGCUCGUGCUGAAGAAAACAGCUCGCCCUCUUACCCACCAAAACAUACUCACCCACUUACUGUGAGGCAGUCCAUGACUGACCCAACUCAACUCCCUCGGUCUCCAACAAGACGCUUCGUUGAACUAUAAAGUGAAUGUGCAACUCCCCUUAAUAUGUCUCUGUAGUAAUGUCCCACAUACUCCCCUCUCAUAACUAUGCACCUCAAUCGUUUUUUUUCUCUCUGGAUUGUAGAAAACAAGUACAUAUAUAUAUAUAUAUAUGAAAUAAAGGUUUGCAUAAAAGGA
Molecule: messenger RNA, 6677 nt
Organism: Oncorhynchus gorbuscha (pink salmon)
Lineage: Eukaryota; Metazoa; Chordata; Actinopteri; Salmoniformes; Salmonidae
Product: sodium channel subunit beta-4-like
Exons: 6
Coding region: 709-1365 (218 amino acids)
Biological process (GO): regulation of ventricular cardiac muscle cell membrane repolarization; regulation of sodium ion transmembrane transporter activity; cardiac muscle cell action potential involved in contraction
Cellular component (GO): membrane; voltage-gated sodium channel complex
Molecular function (GO): transmembrane transporter binding; sodium channel regulator activity
Source: RefSeq, a predicted model, not a curated record